AUGCGGGCGUGGAGGCUGCUGCUGUUUGGAAUCAGAAACUCUGGCGCGGCUUUCAUCAAGUGGGGCCAGUGGUCUGCCACUCGCGAAGACCUCUUCCCACAGGACGUGUGCAUGGUGCUGGCAGAGCUGCACGACCGGGCGCCGGUGCACAGCUGGGAGGCCAGCAAGGUGCAGAUCGAGGAGGCCUUUGGCAAGCCUGUCGAGGAGCUGUUCGACAGCAUUGACCAUGCAGCCCUGGCCUCUGGCAGCAUCGCCCAGGCGUUUGUGUGCGCGCAGGUGCACAGGGCGGUGCUGCAGCUGGGGGGCGAGCCGCGGCAGGUGGUGGUGAAGGUGCGGCACCCCAACGUGGCGCGCAACAUCACCAUUGACUUCCGCCUGCUCAAGCCGGUUGCCGCCGCCGCCUCGCGCGUCCCCUCCCUCAAGGGCCUCUCCCUCAAGGAGUCCCUCGCCCAAUUCUCCGCCAACAUGACCGCCCAGACUGACCUGAGGGUGGAGGCGGUGCACCUGCGGCGCUUCUACAACAACUUUGCCGCGGUGCGCUCGUCGGUGACGCCGCCGCUGCCAGUGCCCGGCAUGGCCACCGAGGCCGUCCUCGUGGAAACCUUCGAAGCAGGGGAGAGCGUGGCCAAGUACAUCCGGCAGCCGUCGCCGUACAACACGCAGAUCGUCGCCCUUGGAGUGGACACCUAUUUGAAGAUGCUGCUCCACGACAAUUUUGUGCACACGGAUUUGCAUCCGGGCAACAUUCUGGUGCGCGGCCGAUAUGGGUACUCGCAAUUAGUGAUGUUGCAAAAUCUGGUGCAGAUCCUGCUGGACUUUGGGCUGGCGGAGGAGCUGACGCCGCGCGUGCGCAAGCACUUCAUCUCCUUCCUGCACGCCAUCUCCAAGGGCGAUGGCGCGGCCGGCACGCGCCACAUGCUCGCGUUCGGCAAGGCCCAGACCUGCCCCGACCCGGCCGCCUUCCAGCACGACAUGACCGCCAUGUUCCGCCGCGAGUGCAACAUAUACUCCAAAGCCGGCGUCGACGUCGACCAGGUGCUCAAGUCGGCGCUGCACCUAGCGCGCAAGCACGAGGUUGUCAUCGACAGCAGCUACGCAGCGUUAGUCGUGGGCGUCUGCGUCAUUGUGGGCUUUGCCACCGCUCUGGACCCGGCCCUCAACCUCAUCGACGCUGCCACAUCGGCCUUCUUCAUCAACGACCUCACUGGCCGCAUCGCCGGCCGCCUGUACACCUGA
Messenger RNA from Coccomyxa subellipsoidea C-169, 1236 nucleotides. Its product is annotated as ABC1-domain-containing protein. Bases 1 to 1236 code for a protein of 411 amino acids. The transcript is spliced from 8 exons. The record is from RefSeq and is a predicted model, not a curated record. Lineage: Eukaryota; Viridiplantae; Chlorophyta; Trebouxiophyceae; Coccomyxaceae.